AUGCCACAAUUAGUACCAUUUUUUUUUGUUAAUCAAGUAGUAUUUGCAUUUGUUAUAUUAACAGUAUUAAUAUAUGCAUUUAGUAAAUAUAUUUUACCAAAAUUUGUACGUAUUUUUAUUUCUCGUAUUUAUAUAAAUAAAUUAUAG
This is a messenger RNA of Aspergillus luchuensis, 147 nucleotides long. The record is from the annotation of a RefSeq genome assembly. Lineage: Eukaryota; Fungi; Ascomycota; Eurotiomycetes; Eurotiales; Aspergillaceae.